UCUCCCAUCCAGACCACAUUAGACCAGGUCCGGAUCAAAAACCACUAUACCUAUAUGGAUUAGAUUACCAAAUAGGCUCCAGCGACUUAAGUACAGUGGUUUUUGAUCUGAAUGGGGGAAGAGCAGUGACAUUGCCCCUUUUUCUGUUUUCAUAAGCAAAAUAAAGGUUUCACAAAUCUGAAAUUGGGUUUCAACAGCGUUACGGCUUUUGCUAUGAUGCAUAACACAUUUUCAUAAGUGUAGGUGGUGCAAAAACGGAGAAUCAGCUGCUAAACAUCAUUAUUUAUGUUUCCUUUAACUUUCCCCUUAGCUCGAAUUAGAAGCUGACUUCGGCGUCGUGGAGCUGGUGGGUGUUUGAAGCGCGGCGUCUGCAGCAUAAUUAAAACAUGGCGGACUCGGAGGAAUUUAGACUCAAACGAUUAAAGCUUUUCAACCAACGUUUCCCCCCCUUACAGCACGAAGAACGCCUAUCUAGAGUAUUUGAUGAAGUGAUGGGGCUGGGAGACUUUGCUGACUCUUCCAGGGGCUCUGCAAGCUCCUCCAGGAGCGGAGAUCAGGAUGAGACAAAGGGAGUAGAUGAAACUUCAGGACAACAUCAACCGGUGGAAGAAGAGGAUAGCAACAGCAGCAGACAAGAAGAAAAGAUAGACAAGGGGAUAGAAGAGUCAUCCUUCCCUCGCAUUGCCUCCCCUUCCUCUGACCGACGCUCCUCCUUUACCAUGGGAACCAAUGAAGGCGGAGGAGGAGGAGGAAGCGGAGGGGCGGCGUUUGAUGACGCGCUGGACGGCCUUCCUGUGUAUGGGCCAGAGGAAGACGAUGAAGACUGGCACUUUGCCCUGCCUAUGGGCACCUUGGAGGACGUUGAUAUGAGCAAGAUGAACAGAAAUGACAAACAGCCAGAACAAGGGAACAACAAAAUUCAAGAGGAUCCCUUUGCUCGGGAGUCCAGAGAGGAGGAGGAGGACCAAGAGAGGGAAGGGAGCAGUGGGUCUGCAAACACCUCCCACUCCUCCCAGGACCACACGCCCGAGAACAGCCAAGAUGGAGGGGUCCUGAACCAGACAGAGGAGACAGAAGACAGCCAGCAAGGAGAGAGGUCAGAGGCAGCUCCGACAGAGGACAGUAAUCCCCCGAUUUCCCCGAGUAUCAACAUUAAAGAUGAGCCUAUUGAUGAGGGUUAUGACGCUGCUUUACUGCCUCAGAGCUCCAUCAGACAGAUCAAAGAGGAGCUGGAGCAUCAGGAGGAGGAGUUGAGGAUCAGCUCUGUUUACUCUGUAGGUGGAGGGAACACCUUUGCAUCCCCUACCGUACCAGCAGCAGUCCCAGCUCCCCCUCCAACGGCCAUUUUUAUCCCAGGUAGAGGAGCUGUCCUACAAGCCAUGGCUCCCCUUCCUGUCAGACCACCAGCUCCAGUCCCAAGUUCUCUCCCAGCUCUGACACAAAUGCCCCCACGCCCACCUCACCCCCCCAUUCCCGGUAGUGUUCGCUGCAGUGGCUGCUCUAAGGUUCUGCUAAAAGGCCAAACAGCAUUCCAAAGAAAAGGCUCGACACAGCUCUUCUGCUCCACAGUCUGUCUGACUGGCCAUCUGCCUCCAGCCAACAAAAACCGAACCUGUUUCCAGUGCAACAGAGAGAUUCUUCAGCCCAGGGACAUGAUCACGAUUCCAGCAGAUGACAACGCUUUCAUGCACUUUUGUGGCCAGUUCUGUCUGUCUGUCUUUAGACACAAGAAGAAAAAUUCUGAGAAGGUCAUUGACAAAUGGGUUGACAAACGACUUGAGAAGAAGCCUGAGAAGCCACAGGAGAAACCAGCUGAGCGACAGCCUGACAAAAUUUUCUGCAGUGUGUGUAAAAUCGCCAACAGGCAGAUUGAGCAUGAGGUCAGCCAUCAAGGUCGUCUGCACAGACUCUGUAGUGAUGCUUGCUUUGUAACAUGGCGCAAGAUCCGACAAUUAGCCAUGAACUGCUGUGAAGGCUGUGGACUUUACUGUAAUAGCAACUCGGGCUCCUGCCAAACACUCGUGAUUGAAAGAUCUAAGCUCAACUUCUGUGGUCCCACCUGCAUUGGCACUUACAAACAGACUUGCAGAAAAACGGUUGAAUGUGCCUACUGUCACAAGAUGGCCAUAGUGUCCUCCACCAUUAUGGAACGAGACCAAAAGGGCAAAGUUCAGCUUUACUGUUCACCUGUCUGUGUGGAACAGAGUCGACCACCCCGACACACUCUCAGCGGUACUCCAUUCCCAUGCUGCCUGUGCAAGGUUCCAGCUGUUCCUCAGUAUCAUCUAGCUAUGGUGGACGGCACCAUUCGUAACUUCUGCUCCUAUGACUGUGUUUCUAUAUACAGGAAAUCCGGUCACGCCUCUCAGGCAGACAUGACCAAUGGAACCUCCUCUCCCAGGGACCCCUCCCUCAGAGAUGCCCCCAGACCAGGGCCGUCUGCCGGAGCCAGCUCAGUCCCUCCCAUCCCUCAGGACUACCCAUCUUCAGUCCCCUACCCCGGCCAUCAUCCCAGUAAUACCUCAGUGCCCCCAUUGGUGCCUCCCUACCCAGCCAUGUCCUCCCCCUCUGUCCCGGGGCAAGCCCAGGCCAGAGCACCCCCUAGUCAGCCCCUGAAACCAGCAGAGGGUGGACCAAGUGACGCCUCCAAACUGACCUGCCAUCAGUGCAGCAAACAGUUCAACAUCAAACCGCUGCUAUUCAGUCACCAAGGUCGUAUCUCUAUGUUCUGCAGUGAGAUGUGCUGUGAGCAGUAUAAAAGCCAGAAAAAUGUCCUGGCAUUGUGUGAGUGCUGUAAACAGGAGAAGGUGCACUUUGACACUAUCAGCUACAACCAACAAGACCUCUUCUUCUGCAGUGAAAGCUGUAAACUACUCUUCAAACAUGAUCUGACAUCUCGUAACAAGGAUCACCCCUGGCGUCCCUGCAGCUACUGCUCCAGCAUUGGCCAGAAGAUGCUGCACAGCCACUAUGGAGGCAAGAUGGAGGAGUUCUGCAGACCCCACUGCAUGUCCCAAUACACUGUACUCUAUUACGGGAUGGGUCGUUGUGACAGUUGUAGGAAACAGGGCUACUUGACUGAGAAGCUGCAGUGUUUGGGUUCAGUCCGUAACUUCUGCAACUUGCCCUGCCUACUGCAGUACUGCUACAUGCAUUUUGAGACGAGCCAACACACCAGCAGUAAUGGUACUGGAACGGCCCCACAAACACCACAUGCUCCAACUCAGCCCCACCACUCCUCAAAGAUGAAUCCUGUCAUAGCUGAUGUUGUCUCAUUGGCUAACGGCUCUGCCACUCAGCCCAGCGUGUCAGCAGAUAGGGCUCUGACUGGAGCACUUCCAACCUCCAACGUAGACGGCAAGAACCUAGACCAUGCCAGUACUCAGACUGACGCCAUGCGGGUGCCUGUGUCCCGUCGCCGUCAAAUGAAGAACAAGUCAGUUCUCUGCCGGCCGUUCACCAUGGACCAAGAGAGCAUGUGUCUGCUGCCCACACCUUCCACUGAGUCAGCAGCUCUGUCUCUGCCCUCAGGCAGCUGCUCAGUAGGAGAGGAGAAUGUGAAGGUGUUAAUGGUGCCAGUCCCAGUACCAGUCUUCAUUCCAGUGCCUAUGAACAUGUACUCCCAGCACACACCUGUUCCAAUGGCUAUGCCCAUGCCUGUUCCAGUGCCCAUUGUAGUACCACCACAGAACAAGGAUGUAAAAGAUGCAGCCGUCCAAUCAGAUUCUUUGGCUGUGAAGGAAGAAAAUCAGAAUGAUAGGCAUGUCUCCGGGGCAGACUAUAGUGGAGAUGUAGAGUCAGAGGUGGUCCCUCCCAUAAUCCACAAAGAUGAGGAGACUCCUAAAGCAGUGGAAGCCCACCUGCCACUUACUGUAAGUUCAGAGGGGAGCACAGAGUCAACUGUACCCCAGCUUAAUACCCAGCCAGAGGAGGGCACGACGACAAGCGACCCACCUACCACCAGUGCCGAGCAUCAACCUCCCUCUUCUCCAAUGAUGGAUUUGGAGAGUGACUUCCCACCUGAAUCGUUGGAUCAGAAGUCAUCUGUUCCACAGCGAGGAGUGAAGAGACCCAGAGAAGGUUUCUCCGGCCGGAAACGGGGUCGAAGGCGAGUUGGUUCAGUGGACCGCAGUGCGGCGGCAUCUCCAGCCACCUCCAAACUGAACCACCUGUAUGGGGUUAAAGCCUGGAGGAGCUGGGUCCAACAACAGAGCAAACAACCCCAAAAAUCCGGUCCAGUAGAUAUUAAAGAAGACAUCCUUCAGUGUGACUCUGCUGAGCUGAGCUUUGCUCUGUCUCGCUUCAUCAAAGAAGUGCGUCGGCCCAAUGGAGAGACUUACAGCCCGGACAGCAUCUUCUACCUUUGUCUGGGGAUACAGCAGUAUCUGUUCAUGAAGGGCCGCAUAGAGAACAUCUUCACUGACGAGCUGUACAAUCAGUUUGCCUCCGAGAUCACUGGGAUGCUGCAACUCUGGAGGCCUAAACUACUACCUAGUGGUGGCUUUGUUUCCUCCCGUGUUGAAGAGCACUACCUGUGGGAGUGUAAGCAGCUGGGCGCCUACUCACCCAUAGUGUUGCUCAACACGCUUCUCUUCUUCUGCACCAAGCAUUUCCGCUUCACCACGCUGGCGCAGCACCAAAGCCUCUCUUUUUCCAACUUCACUCGCCACUCCAAACCCUGCAGCCGGACCGGCAAAAUCCACUACCUCCAAUACCAGAGAAGCUGUGCUGCCACACCGAGCCGAGAGGUGACAGAGCGAACCAGAAAAAGGCAGGAGGAGGAAGCGGGAGACCUGGAGAUGCUAGAAAACGUUACCAACCCUCUACACUGUCCAGUCAGACUCUAUGAGUUCUACCUCUCGAGAUGCCCAGAGACGGUGAAGAAGAGAACUGACGUGUUUUUCCUCCAGCCUGAACAGAAUGUCCACACACACAGUUCCCACUGGUAUACUUGUCAACCAUUGGAGCAGACCACUCUACAGAGCAUGCUCACGCGCAUCUUGGCUGUCAGAGAGCUUCACCAGGAACUGCAAGCAGCCCAACAUCAGUCCUCAGCCACCAACAAUGAUGACAGCUUACAGUGAUAUGAAGCUGUUUAUCCACAACCCUCAUUGCAACAGAAACCUUCGCUGAUGCUGAACAGUUCACAGUGAAUUGAAGCUUACGCUCAUCAGUCAUUUCAGACUGAGACUGGCAGGUCUCUGAAAUGUGGAGUUAAUAUAAGGAUGCUGAAUACCAGGCUGUCAAAGACAGAAAGGAUACUUUGUCACAGGGAGACACAUUUAAAGGACUUUAUAAGUGUGGGAUCAUGGUAUUUAGUUACCUCAGUGGCCACCCCCUCCUCAUAUAAAUGCACAAUGAGUUUACAAACAUCUGAUACUGUUAGAUAUGAAAAAGGGAGUGUUAAAGAGUAAAUCUUCUUUUCUCACACCAGAGUGACCAUUUAUCACAUGUGGCAGGUUUAUUUACUACCAGUAAUGGUCCUCACCAAGACUCUCAGAUAAACUCCACAAUAUUAGAGUGGUGUAAGCAGCAAACUGCUUGUGAGAACAGUCAGUGCUGAAUGUAGAUGAGUUUACAUCCAUCUGUUGAACAGAAAUGUGUUGUUUUUAGUGUUCACCCUCUUUGUAUCAGCACUUUUUAACAUGGAGCAUAUUGACUAAUAUGAGCUUUGAAGGUCAA
Messenger RNA from Thunnus maccoyii (southern bluefin tuna), 5682 nucleotides. RefSeq names its product zinc finger MYM-type protein 4. Bases 387 to 5084 code for a protein of 1565 amino acids. The transcript has 29 exons. Gene Ontology annotation, molecular function: zinc ion binding. The record is from RefSeq and is a predicted model, not a curated record. Lineage: Eukaryota; Metazoa; Chordata; Actinopteri; Scombriformes; Scombridae.